CAUACUGUGGCGUAAAAUGGAUAAGGUAAUUCGAUAGCACGUGCGUAUCCGGCAUUGCAUCCGCCAAAUUUGUCUACUCCUCUUUUGCAAUAGUCAUAUCACUGCUUUACUUAAAAUGGAGGAAACUGCAUGACGCAAAAUUCAUUCAUUAUGUUGAACACGACAAAUAUACAUUUGCCUCAAUUUAUCCUGGAGAUCAAGUUUUAAGGCAGAUCCGUAACAACAGCAACAGUAUCAAUUAACAAGCUUAAGUGACUCGAUAACAAAGCGUCAAUCAUUAUAAAAAUUACUUUGUUUAAUAAAUAGUCAACUGCAUUUGUUUUUCAGUUGAAUUCGCAAAUGAGCAGAUAAACAAUCUCUACACAAACUUUUCAACGUGUCAAUAUUUGUCGCAUAUUCAUACAAGAGUCGUGCAUUGUUGAUGCUCGUGCAUGCAAUUGGAAUCAAUAAUAAAAAUGGUAUUGACCAAAAAGAACAUUUCUUUAGUUUUGAGCACUACAAUUCCAUACACAGAACUCACACAGUUCCUGACUCGUUGUUGCAUCACGCCAUUGGAAUACGGAAAUUUGAGUAAUUAAUCAUCAUCCCAUACAAUCGAACACACAUAUUUUUAACCAAUUGCCUUGAUUUUGUUUUACAAUUCAAUUCGCAUUUUCUUUCUCUGCAUCUCUGCAUCAUCAGCAUCAUAUUAGCAGCACAAUUACGAGACCAGUGGAGUUGGUGGAGUGUGCAAGUGAUCGAGAUUGGUACAUAUAAAAUAAUAAUUCGUAUGCAGAUAUGAAGGCAUGCUGAUAGCAAAUUUUCCUACUCUCAUCAAUCAAUACGCGAUUGACAGUGGUGUUGACGAAUUAAAAUGCGCCCAUAGUAUUCCCAUCCCCAAGUAAACCUUGCCCUUGUGUACAUUAUCCAGUGAUUGAUUGACAACCUGUUUAUCGUUAUUUUGUUUAGAUGAACGACCGCCCCGCUGACGAGGUACAAGUGUCAAGUCGACGACAAACUUGAAUGAGAGGUCAUUUCGCACUCGAAAGAAGAUAUCACUUGCUGAGACUGAAUAGUAUUCAUUCUCAUUCCGAGAGUGAGAGAUGGACAUGGUUGUCGAGCCAGAGGGUGAAUUAGAGACUGAGAGGUACAUUUCCACCACCACCACCACCACGACCGUCAUGUAUGGAGAAAGUACUCUCAUGAUUCUCUUUUGCGUCGCUGGACUCCUAGCCAACGUUCCCGUUAGCUGCCUCUACUUCCGGUCCAAGCACAUCCGAUCCAUUACCGACAAAUUUUUGAUAAAUCUUCUAUUGGCCGAUAUCGCUUCCGUGAUCCUCCUGUUCCCAAGCAUUUUGUGGAGCUUUUUGAAGACCACUACAGACACGGAAUAUGUUGUAUCAUCUCAGCAGCAACCUACACAAUUUUCCUCGUCACAGAAUCAAGGGAAUCUCUUUUCUAAUGGUCAUAAUUUUACGACUGUGAAAGUAGACGAUAUUCCCUUCGGGGCAGGAUACUACGGCCUGGCUGCAUCUUGGCGCUGGGACUGCGCCCUGACUAAUGGAAUCUUAGCCGGCUUGGCUGCCGCGUCUGUAUUAGCAGCGUUGGAGAUUGCAAUGGAAAGAUAUUUGGCUGUCGUCAAGCCACUUCACUACCACAAGUUUCUCACCACUCCCAGUAUUCUCGCCACCUCCGUCAUCGGAGGAUUAAUUUCACUCGCCACGGCCAUCAUCGCAUCUAUCGAACCCAGUUUUUCCGUUUUCCCUCACUGUCUCCAAGUUCAACGUCAAGUACAUCGUGCUGCUCGAGUCAGUCGAGAGAUCUUGCUGAAUUUGAAGAUGCAAAAUAGGACGGAAGAACAACAAAAUGAUCUCGAUGAAAACGAGGCAGGAACGAUGACGUUGGGAGGAUUUCACCCUCCAAGCCAUUCUUCUAACCUUACCAAAGAUGAUGACGUGUUCAUCCAUCCUAGUCCCACCAGUGGAGAUCUCAUUUGGUCACUGUACUCCUUGACCAGCACUAUUUUUCUAUUCGUAAUUCCAGUCAUCCUAAUGAUUUAUAUUUAUACUAAAAUCUGGUUGGAGGCGAGACGGCAGAAGAUCAAGAUUGCAAACCAGUACAAACCAUAUUUUCUCUCAGUUUCUCCCGAGCAUACUGUGAACAAAGAGUCUGAAGGAAAAAAGGUGAAAGGAGCAGCAUUUCUGCCCAUUGUAGUCAAAUUUCGACUGAUGAACCGUCUGCGAGUUGCUCGCCUAGAUAGAGCUGGCCGUGUCGCAGUUGUCGCCCUUUUCGUCACAAUUCUUUGCUGGUCACCAUAUUAUUUUCUCAAAGCAAAUAGUGCCAUACAAACCAUCAUGACAAUUUACGGAACCCAAUCUCAAAGUUACUCCGCCGUAUCGUCAAACUUGGUCUGGUCAUGGAGUACAACCGUUCUGCCACUACUUUUCGCAGGGCUGCACCCGCUCCUCUCCCCCCUUUUCUACGCUUAUCGAUACAAACGGAUGAGGACAGAGAUUUACAAAUGGAUCUCCUCCUUCUGCACGUCUCAUGACCAGUCCAACACCAACAACCGUUUCGAUGGAAAAAGUCGUUCAACUCUCAACACAAAUAGCAGUUCUGGAGGCGGAACCCCUUGCAUUCGCCAAGCCAUCAUUACACAACAAUUGCAGCCACAACAACCCUCAACAGUCAAUCCCUUGCUGGGAGGAGGAGGAAAUGGAGGGUACUAUCGGGGUGGUGAAAGUAAUAAUAGCGUCAAAGUCGUUGUGGAUCAUGUUGUUGAGCAACAAGACCAAAGCGUGCUGAUUGAACCUGAAGCCGAAGAAGAAGGCACAACCUUCACAAGUCCCAGUCACGUAAAGGAGGAAGUUAAGAACGAACAAGGGCACUACAUUCACCAUCAAUUUCCACCCUCACACAUUCAGAUCAACAUCUUUUCCUCGGAUGAUGACCAGAGUAGUAUUGGCAAUGCAGCCCUGGAGACCGAUCUGCAGGACAACGACAACGCUGCACGUGACAUUGACUCUGAUCGGGAUGACCAAUCUCCAAACUCAUUUGUCGGAGGGAUUGUUCGUGUGGAGCGUUCCGUGGGCAACUUUUUUAAUUAUUUGAACGUCUGGGUCAACUCUUAUUCUCGUCGAUGGCUCCAACACCGAGAAUCUGUCACUUCCACUGCCUCCUUUAUUACUCUGUUGUCCUCAAAGUACCACAACAAAACUCACACUGCUGCUAAUGUGUAGUUGGAUAAGUUAAUGUAUUUCGAAUUUUUAUCGCGUUAUUUAAAAGAGCCAACUUUUCUCUGAACAUAGAAUACUCGAUCUUUGGAUCUAUACUCUGACUGGUACAUUUCUUGCAUUUGUAAUGGCGUCGUACUAAGCGGUACACAAACGAACUCAGUAGUAAUAAAUAAAUAAAUAUGUAAUGUAAUAAUAAAAUAAUUCGACUCAACCUUUGUUACCUUGUUUAAUCGUGCUGAUGAAAAGAUGAAUAUUUUUGUUACGUAACCAUUUUGUUUUAGUGUAUUUUGCUUGCUUUGUGUCUCGUAAAAUGUAAAACUUUACACGUACAGUCAAAAAAAUCACAUUUUAUAACUUAUAUUAUUCAUAAAGAUAAAAAUUCUCAUUACUGUCAUUAAAAAUAUAACUAUUACUUCCCAUUUAAACUGAACGUUAUUAAUUUAAUGGGAAAUUAUAUUACUUGUAACCGCUAGUAUUAUAUGCACGUUAGGUUAUGUAAGAAAAUGUAAUUAUAGAAACACUCACUGUUUGUUUUAAAGGCACAUUUUUAAUUUAUUUCAUUUGACAAAUUGAUAUGUCCCAAUACAGUGAACAUUAACUUACAAAAUUAUAAUGAUAUGAAUAUUAAUAAAAAAUGUUUUACAGUA
Folsomia candida is the source of this 3862-nucleotide messenger RNA. RefSeq lists its product as uncharacterized. The transcript has 6 exons. The record is from RefSeq and is a predicted model, not a curated record. Gene Ontology annotation, cellular component: membrane. Gene Ontology annotation, biological process: G protein-coupled receptor signaling pathway. Gene Ontology annotation, molecular function: G protein-coupled receptor activity. Bases 1083 to 3218 code for a protein of 711 amino acids. Lineage: Eukaryota; Metazoa; Arthropoda; Collembola; Entomobryomorpha; Isotomidae.